UGCGACAGCUUGCGUCGAGCAAAGCCACAUGCAAUCAAAUCGACCAUCCGAACAGAGUUCUGGCCGUGGCGCGUAGUGUACGAAACAGCCAGCGGCCGCCAGCACCGACUCCCGCCUGCUUGGACCAGGAUCUGUCCUGAAUCCGAUUCCCGCACAGUCCGCCGCCUUCCCCCUCGUUCGCUCUGCAGCGAUGGACACCGCCGAGCCUGCAAUCGGCGCUGCCGCAGACCUCUCGGGAGCAACGCCGCAGAGCAAGCUCGCCCACACCAACCCCCUGGCCAAGAAGCUCGCCCAGGUCCUCACGAUCUCGCUUGAGGAUCAACAAACUCAAAAUGCGCUCGAGGCACUCUCGGAGUUCUAUGUGUCUAGCAAGGGCACAUCCAAGCGAAGCUUCAGGGCAGAUGUCGAGCGCAGAGUCAUCUUGAUGAACAACCGGUUCCUCGACUCGCUCAAUGGCAUCAACCAGGCCUUCUUGGAUAUCGAAAAGCAGGUCACAGAAAUGAACUCGCAGUGCCAGGAGAUGGAAGACAAGCUCAAGACCGCAAACGAGCGAACCUUCCGAAUUGUGUCGAGAAUCAAGGAUAUGAAGGAGAGCAGCCAACGUGCUCUCAUCCGCAAAUCGCUCGCCGAAGCCUUCGUGAAGCGAUUCACGCUUUCGGACCAAGAAAUCCAGAUCCUGACGACCCCACAUCUCGAGAUCAACAAGAGCUUCUUUGAUGCCCUGGACCAUCUGCACCAGAUCAACGAGGACUGUCGAGCGCUGCUUGUCACCGACCAUCAACAUGCAGGCCUCGAGAUCAUGGACUCCAUCACCAUCUACCAGGAUCUGGCCUACGAGAAGUUGUUCAAAUGGACACAAGCCCAGUGCCGCGGACUGACCCGGGACAUGCCGGACCUCAACCGAACGCUCAAGGACGCCAUGCGAGCACUCAAGCUUCGCCCAGUUCUGUUUCAAACAUGCGUCGAGGAUGUGUGCCAUAUCCGGCGCACGGCCGUCGGGAAGGCCUUCCUUGACGCCCUCACCCGAGGCGGGCCGGGUGGCUUUCCCAGGCCGAUGGAGCUGCAUGCCCACGAUCCUCUGCGAUAUGCCGGCGAAAUGCUCGCGUGGGUCCACCAGGCCUCGGUGGGCGAGCACGAGAUGCUUGAGGGGCUGUUCGACAUCCGCAAGAAGCCGGCCCUGCACAGUCCUAUCCGGACACAGAGCUCAGCCGAGGAAGAUUCCCCGUCCGGCCUUGAGUCCCUUCUGGAUGACUCGGACGUGGUGGAACGGAUCUUGAACAAAGGGCUCGAAGGCGUGUGCCGUCCGCUGAGAGCUCGUCUCGAGUCCAUCAUCGCCACGCAACAGAAGCCCCUGGUCAACUACAAGCUGAUGAAUCUCGUCCAAUUCUACUACAACACCGUCAGUCGAGUCUUGGGGUCGUCGGCUGAGCUCACCAUCACCCUGCACGAGAUCGAGGGAGUGGCCAACCAUGCCUUCUUCGAGAAUCUGAACGGCCAGGCAUCCGAGAUGAUCAAGGCUCCUGAGGCUCCAAAGCGCGAUCUGCUGCCCUCCCCGACCAUCAACGACGCCGUUUCGCAGCUGAAAGAGAUCAUGACCUCGUACCAGUCAUCGCUGGUGCCGCACGAGGAACGCGAAAAGGACUUUGCCAACCUGCUGCGCGCCCUGCUCGACCCACUGCUGCAAGUCUGUGUGCUCGGUUCGGCCGCGCUCUCGACCUUUGAGAGCGCCAUCUACAUGGCCAACUGCCUCUACCACGUUCAGACGACCUUGAAGCCAUAUCCCUUCACCGACCAGCAAAUCGCGGCACUCGAAGGUCAGAUUCAGCAUCAACUUGAAACGUUGAUCCAGGAGCAGCACACAACGAUUCUCAAGCGCUCAGGCUUGGCUUACAUGGUUGAGACCAUGGACAAGAAUGAUAAGCAUGAACCACUCGCGCUCCUCCCCGGAAUGGACGCCCGCUCCAUCUCCGACGCCAUGUCCCAGCUCGACACUUUCCUUUGCAAUGUCGCUGUCGAGGCGUCGUCGUUGCUUGCGCGGCUCACGAGCUCGCGCCUGGCCAAGACCGUGGUCCAGCGAGCGCUGAGGCUCUUUGUCGACGACUACUCGCGAUUCCACGACGCCGUUAUGGAUCCCUCCAACCGAUACGAGUUCCCGUCGACAAUCCUGGCCCGAACAGUGGGCGAGGUCGAGACGCUGCUGGGUGAUGAUCUACUGUGAGGGAUGCCGACGCGGUGUAGCCGAGCAGUGGAUAUUCCCAGCAAUGCGAACGAUCCGCCAUGCCAGCCAAGGAAGCACACGGAAAAGUGCCCUCAGGGCCGCUGCCAGCCAAUAAAUCGCUGCUGUUUCGGAAGUCGACUUGCCAACACGCCCUGCUU
Polychytrium aggregatum is the source of this 2376-nucleotide messenger RNA. Its product is annotated as oligomeric Golgi complex subunit 6. Bases 191 to 2218 code for a protein of 675 amino acids. Gene Ontology annotation, biological process: intra-Golgi vesicle-mediated transport. The transcript is spliced from 14 exons. NCBI's taxonomy places the organism in Eukaryota, Fungi, Chytridiomycota, Chytridiomycetes, Polychytriales. Gene Ontology annotation, cellular component: COG complex. The record is from RefSeq and is a predicted model, not a curated record.